AUGAAUUCGAUGAUUAUCGAAUACAAAGGCGAGGUCAUACGCAGUGAGGUAUACGAUUUGCAGUUUGAUUUUACAUUUUUAGCAAGUAAAUUUCAAUUGCGAAUUGUGCUUUCCUCUAGCUUGAAAGUUGGAGAAAUGCGGGAAAAGAAGUACGAAGGUCAGAAUCGCGGUGUUUAUAUGUUUCGAGUUGAUGAUGAGAGACUCAUUGAUGCGACGAUGGCUGGUGGCCCUGCGCGCUACAUUAAUCACUCGUGUGAUCCAAACUGCAGUACACGAUUGGUUGAUUCAGGCCCUUCCGGGGAUGACAAAAAAAUUAUCAUUAUCGCGAACAGACCGAUCAGUGCUGGUGAAGAGCUGACAUACGAUUAUCAAUUUGAUAUUGAAGAUACAGCGGACAAAAUUCCCUGCUUAUGUGGUGCUCCAAACUGUCAGAAAUGGAUGAAUUGA
Molecule: messenger RNA, 447 nt
Organism: Gongylonema pulchrum
Lineage: Eukaryota; Metazoa; Nematoda; Chromadorea; Rhabditida; Gongylonematidae
Source: the annotation of a GenBank genome assembly